Cyanistes caeruleus (blue tit) is the source of this 2025-nucleotide messenger RNA. NCBI's taxonomy places the organism in Eukaryota, Metazoa, Chordata, Aves, Passeriformes, Paridae. The record is from RefSeq and is a predicted model, not a curated record.
CAAGAUGGCUUGUCUCAUAUGGCUGCUCCACUGUCAAGCAAAAUCCAAAUGCCUUAUUUUUCAUAUAAAUUCACUGGUUUCACUGAUCAUACCCAGCCCUAUGUUCUGUUUUAAAAAUAAACCAUCUCAAGGGAUUUCUUCCUCCUCAGUCAACUUUGCAGGUCUAAAGAGGUGAUACUUCACUGGAGCAGUCUGUCCAGUGUGUAAAUGGAAAAAUUUCAGGGUUCGGAAGGCAAGAAGGAAGAUGAGGAAAAGAAGUAUCUUGAUGUCAUCAGCAACAAAAACAUAAAGCUGUCAGAGAGAGUUCUGAUCCCUGUCAAACAAUAUCCAAAGAGCACUCAAAGGCCAAAACUAAGAUGGAGACAUCCUUUGUACUCAAUACACUUAAUAAGUGCACUGGUGUUUCUGCAAGGAGCUGACAAUCUAGAAAACACAAUGAUGAAUUUAGAACAAGUGACAACUGUAGCAAAACCUUCUGAGAUCAUAAUCCUGCUACUGAGGUACUACUGGAACAACAGUGGGGCAGUCCCUUCAUUCCAGUCAGAGAGGGAUGGAAAAGAAGAGAAGCGAUUCCCCUAGAAAGGAUUCCCACUUAGCUCUAUGUCUUCUGCAUUCUCCCAAAACCCACUUGUGAGCAGACUGUAAGGUGCACUGUUUUAGAGGGAGGCACUCAGUAAAAGAACAUUUUUUUAGCGAAGAGCACUUAAUGUUGCUUGUAGAUUGGUGUUAAAAUGUUCCCUCGUCCUUGUAAGACCAGAAGCUUCCUUAAAGAAUUAGAUAAAAGGGCUUUUCCAGGGUAAAUAAUUUAAUUCUAAAUGUUCGCAUGUAAAAUAGGUUCUCUGAGAGCACCAUUUUGUUUGUUUGUUUGUUUUUAAAUUAGUAAGCUGACAAUUUCUACUGUAAAGUUAGUGAAAUGGGAACACCCAAGAAAAGGUAGUUAUUGCACUCUUGGGACUAUCACCUAAAUAUAGAACCUGAUCAAAAACAUUGAAAGCCAUUGGAAAAGCCUCUGCUGCUCAGCUGUUUCUCUGAUAAUGUCUGUUUGAACAUGCUAGCUCUCUUUACCUACAUAUCUUCUUACACCUUGGAACCAGGGGUUUUAUUCCCUGGUAUUUGCACUUUUUCUGAAAGCAGAACCUCACAGGUCCACUUUUCUUUUCAGGUUUCUGUAUAGAAUUAAAGUCACUAUGGAAAAAGAUACUCAAAACCAAAUGUUUGUUGCAUGAAGAACGCACAUAUGUGCACACACGUAGGAGGACCUUUUAAGAUGAGCGAUUCACGUGACAUAGCAACUGACAAAAUGUGGCUAAUUUUACCAUCAUCAACAUGGGAAAGAUUUGUGUUGCAUAGAGACAGUAUGCAAAAAUUGCACAAACUGCAAUAAACAUAUCAUCUUAAGAAAACUAGUUUAUUCUUGUGUAGUACUGUCCUGUACAAAAACAAACAAAGAAAAUCACACUAGACUGUGUAACAUUAGGCUUUUAUAAAAAGAUCACUUUUUUCACAAUGGAAAUAUGCUCCUAAGUGUUUAUUGUAAACUGUGUCCUUAUGUUUAGAAAGCUGGAUUAUUCUCAGCUCCCUUGUCUUAUCCCCCCCUCAAAACGGCAUCUAUAUGGCAUUUUCCUGUGGAAGAAAAUAAACAUCAGUUUUGCUUACAGUUUAAUUUCCUGGUAAAGGAUGAGGGGAUCUAGUGAUGGAGUGUAGAACAAGCCACUUAAUGCAUUUAAGAAAGGCAUCUGAGCCAUAUUACAACUGCUACAACCAGCUUGGAACAGAGUACAGAGAGUUGUAGAGGUUAUCUUUAAUUCAAGUUACUGUGUUUUAUACCAGCAGCACUUAUGCUUGGUCUGUUCUGGCAGUCACUGUUAGCUUCAGUUGUUACUUGAAGAAUUCUUUAGCACUUUGGCCGUAAUGGCUUCAGUGUUGCUAAGGGUCAAGCUUCAGUUUCAAAUAGUUUGUGUUUAUUCCCCAGUGUGCUAGUUUGACUGCUCUCAGUGUAUGCUGUUGUAAAGGUGGUGUUUGUAU